UUAUCCAAUUUCGCUUUUUAAUUCAACAGACAGGACCACUGGCAACGAAAAUGUCAACAAAGACCGAAGGUAUGCGAUCGCUAGCAGAGGAUAGAGGGCUGGUGUUUAGUUGAAUGAGCCAUGUGCUGAACACAUUUUCCGGAUUCUAUUGUUUAGACCAGAUUCUGCGCGACCGCAUGGUCGUCCAAGAGCGCCCCCUGAAACGCUGCCUGCAAGAGUUUUCUUUCCUCUGCGAGCAGUCACCCAAGAUUCCAGCUCCUGUGGCACAGCAGAUUGCCUCACAGGUACUGCGUGAGAUCCGGUGGUUCCGGCACACUGUUCAGUGCGCUGUGCAAGUACAACGCCGCAGCGAGCAGGAAAUAUCCAUGUACGAGCAGCAGGGUGCACAGUUGGAGGAGAAUAUAGCUGAAGGGCGCGCAUCGGUUAGGCGUCUGGGUGACGAACUUGAGGAGUCGCGUAACCACAAAAAGCACAAAAUUGCAUAUGAUGAGAUUGCGAAGGAGGUGGAGAAGCGGCCGACACGCGCACAGCUGCAACAAGAGAUUGACGAAAUUAAGCGCGAAACAGACCAGCUAAAGCAAGAGGAGCAGGCGCAUAGCAAUGUGAUUGAGGCGAUGCAGGCCCAGUACGCGAAUGUGCUGAAUGAGAUGCACAAACUCGAGGAUAUGGCAAAGGAUGCACUGACGACACAGGAACUGGGCAUUUUCCUUGGCGACGCCGAUGCAGAUGCGGGAAAGGGCGAAGAGGGGCGCCCGCAGAGUCAAUCAGAUAUGCCAUCGCCCGCAGCACUGGACAGCAGAGACACACAUCGACUGAACGAUACCAGCGAUGCGCUGAUGGACGCGUUCGCGGAUGAGCGCAGGAAAUCCGAAGGGCAGAUGGGCGACGCCCCCGAGAACGAAGAGGAAGAUGAGGGCAGCAUUGCUGUUGAUACUGGUGCCGUGCUGGAAGAGGAGGGUGAGGAGGGCGAGGAGGGCGAGUAUGAGGACGAAGAGGGCGAGCUGUCAUCGGAGAUGUAAUUUUUUGUGCCAAGAACUUUGUAUGCAGUUAUCCGAUAUAUUUGUCAACAUCUUCUGUGAUAAUGGACUGCCUUCGCUGCUAUAGGAGAAGCUGCCCGACACCCGGUCGAUACAUCGGGCGUAGGACAGCUGGGGCUAUGCUGCCAAGCCGCUAGCGGAAUUCGGAUGUUAGAGCGUG
This is a messenger RNA of Linderina pennispora, 1197 nucleotides long. RefSeq lists its product as uncharacterized. The transcript has a single exon. Gene Ontology annotation, biological process: mRNA processing. NCBI's taxonomy places the organism in Eukaryota, Fungi, Kickxellomycota, Kickxellomycetes, Kickxellales, Kickxellaceae. The record is from RefSeq and is a predicted model, not a curated record. Gene Ontology annotation, cellular component: THO complex part of transcription export complex. The coding region runs from base 114 to 1019 and encodes 301 amino acids.